AUGACAGAAGUCAUCAGAAUACUUGAAAGUGUUCUUGAAUGUCAACCUGAUAACACCUUAAAGACAUUCACUAUGGAAACUAGAUCAGAAUAUUUCUUGCCAGACGCAACGCUGUCAAGUUCUGUUGUUAAUAGUAUAAACCCCACAAAUCCAGCAGAAUUAGCAACCAGUGUAGGGGUAGAGAAUACAACGAAUACAGAUCUAUUCGAGAUGUACUUCAAAAUGGCAGAUUUAGAUAAAGAUGGACGUAUUAAUGGUGUGGAAGCUGUUCCAUUCUUUCAAACCACCGGAUUACCAAAGGCUAUUCUCGCUAAAAUAUGGUCAUAUGUUGAUGUAAAUCGAAAUAGUUACCUUAACCGAUCAGAGUUCGACAAUUAUCUAAAACUUGUAACCGUUGCUCAAAGUAAGCGAGAACUUACUCCAGAUAUCGUGAAAGCAGCUCUAUAUGGACCGGCUUCAACUAAAAUUCCUGCUCCCCAGAUUGACGUGGAGGCCUUAGCUAUUCCUCAACAAAAUUUAAAGAUGAUGACAGUAGAGACUAGAUCAAAAGAUCCAUUGCCAGACACAAAGCUAACGAAUUCUGCUGCAGAUGAUGUAAACCCCUCACAUGCAGAAUUGGCAGCCAGGGUAGAGAAUACAGAUCUAUUCGAGAUGUAUUUCAAAAUAGCAGAUUUAAAUAAUGAUGGACGCAUUAGUGGUGUGGAGGCUGUUCAAUUCUUUCAAACCUCUGGAUUACCUAAGGCUAUUCUCGCUAAAAUAUGGUCAUAUGCUGAUUUAAAUCGAAAUAGUUACCUUAACCGAUCCGAGUUCAACAAUUAUCUAAAACUUGUAACCGUUGCUCAAAGUAAGCGAGAACUUACUCCAGAUAUUGUGAAAGCAGCUCUAUAUGGACCCGUUUCACCUAAAAUUCCUGCUCCCCGAAUUGACCUCGAGGCAUUAGCUAUUCCUCAACAAAAUUUAAAGAGGACUGUAGAGACUAGAUCAAUAGAUCCAUUGCCAGAAACAAUGCUAUCGAAUUCUGCUGCAAAUGGUGUAAACUCCUCACAUGCAGAAAUGGGACAUCAGGUGAUCAAUACAGAUCUAUUUGAAAUAUACUUCAAAAAAGCAGAUUUAGAUCAAGAUGGGUAUGUUAGUGGCGCUGAAGCUCUUCCCUUCUUUCAAGCCUCUGGUUUACCUAAGUCGGUUCUUGCUCACAUAUGGCGAUGUGUUGAUACAAAUCAAAAUGGUUAUCUUAGUCGAGGGGAGUUCGACAAUUAUCUGAAACUUAUAACUGUUGCACAAAGUAAGCGAGAACUUACUCCAGAUAUGGUGAAAGCGGCAUUAUAUGGACCUGCUUCAGCUAAAAUACCCGCUCCUAACCUCCCUCAAUAA
Molecule: messenger RNA, 1371 nt
Organism: Lactuca virosa
Lineage: Eukaryota; Viridiplantae; Streptophyta; Magnoliopsida; Asterales; Asteraceae
Source: the annotation of a GenBank genome assembly